CUGGGAGCUGGAGGAGCCGCGACUCAGCAGGCAUGACUGGAGAGGGAAAUCCCAAUGGUGCUAGAAUGGUGCUGCAGUGGCAGAAGACGGCUCAUGAGUGAGGUCUGGAAGAACAACAGGGAAGACAUCAUUUGCUCCAAAGUGUGCAAGUCAAAUCCUGGGCAGAAACAUGAUAACUCUGAUCACUGAGCAGCUACAGAAGCAGACUCUGGAUGAGCUGAAAUGCACACGCUUCAGCAUCAGUCUGCCUUUGCCUGAUCAUGCAGACAUAUCCAACUGUGGGAACCCUUUCCAGCUUGUAUCUGAAGGUGCUUCCUGGAGGGGCCUGCCUCACUGUUCCUGUGCUGAGUUCCAGGACAGCCUCAACUUCAGCUACCAUCCUUCUGGCUUGAGCCUACACCUUAGACCACCCAGUCGGGGCACCUCUCCACAAGAACAACCCCUCUCCCAAGUACUAAGCCCUGAGCCCCCAGACCCAGAGAAGCUUCCUGUGCCCCCUGCCCCUCCAUCCAAGAGGCACUGCCGCUCUCUCUCGGUGCCUGUGGACCUGUCUCGCUGGCAGCCUGCGUGGCGGCCUGCCCCCUCCAAGCUGUGGACUCCCAUCAAGCAUCGGGGAAGUGCUGGAGGGGGUGGGCCGCAGGUGCCUCACCAGAGCCCCCCAAAGAGGGUCUCCAGCCUCAGGUUCCUCCAAGCUCCCAGUGCCUCUUCUCAAUGUGCCCCAGCCCACAGACCCUACAGCCCUCCUUUCUUCAGCCUGGCCCUGGCUCAGGAUUCCUCUCAACCCUGUGCCACCUCUCCUCAGAGCGGUUCCUGGGAGAGUGAUGCUGAGUCCCUGUCACCUUGCCCACCCCAGCGUCGCUUCUCCCUGUCACCCAGCCUGGGCCCACAGGCAAGCCGUUUCUUGCCCUCUACUCGGAGCUCCCCUGCAUCAUCCCCAGAGCUGCCCUGGAGACCUCGAGGUCUCCGCAAUCUUCCCCGAAGCCGCUCACAGCCUUGUGAUCUGGAUGCACGCAAAACUGGGGUCAAGCGGCGUCUAGAAGAAGACUCCCGGCGCCUUCGGCCUUCUUUGGAUUUUGACAAGAUGAAUCAGAAACCAUACUCAGGAGGCCUCUGUCUCCAAGAAACAGCUCGAGAAGGCAGCAGCAUCUCUCCACCGUGGUUCAUGGCCUGUAGCCCACCACCUCUCUCUGCUUCCUGCAGCCCUGUUGAGGGUUCAUCCCAGGUGCUGAGUGAAAGCGAAGAGGAGGAAGAGGGGGCUGUUCGGUGGGGACGACAGGCACUAAGCAAGCGGACACUGUGUCAGCAGGACUUUGGGGACCUGGACCUGAAUCUGAUUGAGGAAAACUAAAAUUGAGAGGCUACUUCCUGGGGCCACACAGACUGAUUGUCAUAUGGCUACUAACAAGUGUGAAGGCCCCAAGGCUGAGAGCCCAGCCUGGGAAAGGGGGUGAGUGGAGGGCUCCGACUCAGGGCAGCCGAAGUCUCCUCGCUCCAGCAAGCUCGACCAUGCCAAGAGACUGGCCGGGACAAGAUAAACAGAGCUGGUGGCGGGAGGGACAUCCCCAGAGCAGACUCCCUGUGGCGGCCCUGAGUGUGAGUAUCCCUGCCCCUGAGAAAGCAAUGGGCAGGGAAGGAAGGGGUCUGUUGACCCCAGCUCGGGGAAUUUCACUAGCCCCUUUGCUUCAAAGGGCACUUGUGUCUUAGAAUUUGGCCAGGGUUGGGGGGGUUCGUUCAGCCUCCUUGGAGAAAUUGUGUGAGUGUGUGUGCGUGUGUGUGUGGGAAUAUACUUGAGGAAAGGUGUUUGUGUAGCCUUAGGGAAGGAAGGCAGUUGCUCCUUUUAACAGCAGAGCAUCAGGAUACCCCCAGAAUCUUGAGUUUUUAAUAUGACAGUGGGCUUGUUCAAGGAGUCGAGGAGAGGGGGCUCCAAAUUUUCCUUUUGUCUUACUAGCUCUGGAACCAGGCUUAUAAUCCAUAGCAUCACUUGCUCUGCAAAGGGUUCUCUGUUGGGGUCUAGCAGAGUCUUUUAAGUGCUGUAACCUCAGCUAAUAGUCUUUUUCUCAGUCCCACUCUCUCCCACUAGAUAAAUCUAGUAUUGAGGGUUUGUAGGAAGAUUGCCACAUUUAUUCUGAGCUGAUCCUUUUGUUUUCAUCAGAUUAUCUAAACUAUUGUAUACAGCCUGCCUUGCUUGUUCUCUGAGUGCAAACAUAGACCACUGAAGCAGAGCUGAGGGGCUCCCUCUUUUCUUCACCAGGGGACCCUUUCAUCUUCUGAUCGAUAAGAGACAAGGUUGAUCACCAGGAUAUAUUGAGGCAGACCUGCAGCAGGAGCAGUGAUAUUCAGUCCCCAGCAGCCCUGAGCCCACCCAGCAAUGCCUUUUGAAAGCUGGUUGUUGAGAAACCUGUUCUUGCAAGAUCUAGGCCCAUAACGCUCUCCUGACCUGCUUGAGAAAGAGGAAGGGUGUUCAGCAUUUAAUAGUUUGCUUGUCUUCCACUUUUGCCAGGAAAUGUUUAUUUGCCUCUAAUUGGCCCUGAGAGAACCCUGGGGCUCACUGAGGGAUUGGCUGAGGAUGUGUAAAGCAAAGGCUGUGAGAAGCAGCUGGGAGUUUGUUGUUGGAUUGAAUUUCCUUUUUUGUUUCUCGCCCACAACUUGAGCCAGGGUAGCAGGUCCCAGUGGCUACAGUGAUGGAUUUAAGGAUUGCAGAUACCUUUGUAGCUGGCAUUGGUGGAUCUGCAUAUAGAAGCUGCCACUACUGUAGGCUUUUUUAGAAGACCCUGCAUAACCAAAUUGGACCUGCCCUUCCCAUUUUUUACAAGGGCAUUUUUCUGUUCAGUUUCCAGAAUAUCUUAGACCUCAGUUCCUCACGUUUCAGAAGACUAAGGUCUGUGUUUUUUCUUUGUGGAAUUGAGCCUGAUGUUUAUUGCUUCUCCCACAUAUUAGCUAGGACUACCACUGAGGCUUUAGCCUCCUUGCCUCCACUUCAGGGGAGGUGCCCGUGUCUUCUCGAGCUUGUGGCCCUCAGAGGCUUUAGUUUUCUAAGCUCUUCCCUAUCUCCUGGCUAGUUUCCACAUACUAUCACUGGGCUACCAGCCUCUAAGGGCCUAAGAGAGGCUCUCUGGAGAAUCAGGAAAACUGAGCCCAGGAGUUACCCAUCCUCGUUUUCAUCCCUCCUCUGGUUCUUCUCCCUCUUUGGUCCAUAAUUUCCCUAGUGCCAGUUUAUCUCCUGGUGCAUCCUCAUCCUGGGGCGCUCUGCUGCAGGUUGGCAGUGCCAGCUUUUUGUAGGUCCUGGCAAUGCCAUUAGGGUCUCUGCAGGUCCUAAGCUUAAGUGAAGGCAGUAGUUCUGUCACCAUCCUAGCUUUCCCCAAACCCUAGGUCACCAUCUUUAGGAAAGAAGGCAUACAGUCAUAUUUUAAUUCUAUUAUUUUAAGUCUGGAAAGUUAAACUAGUCAGAACUAUCAUUUUGCUUCCAAAUCUAAGCACCUCUGGCCCUGGAACAAGCCUUUUCAAGAAGUGAAUUAUUUUGCUUGAUACAAUAGAUCUGUUCCAAAAGUUCUAUGUAAACCAAAUGCUUACUUUUUUAAAUGCAUUUGGAUUGCUGACCAUUUAAAAGCAGCCUAUGAUUGCUUCUUUUGUAAAGCAAGCAACCUUCCUGUACUUUGUUUUAAAUAUUUGGGUUUUCACAUAUUGGGCUUACUCAGAGUGGAGCACACCUCCAGGGCUUGUGGCUGACACUGAGUAGAUGUCUGCAUCUGUGCUGCGUGUAUGAUGUGGCUGGCCAGUAGGUGAGUAUUCCUGCGUGUGUGAGUGAAGCCACUCCCAGGCUGAUGCUCUCCUCCUGUGCCCGGUGACUGCCCAGUGGCAGCCCCAGCUGCCCUUCACUCCCACCUGCUGCCAAAGUCCCUGUGCUAAUGGGAUUACAGAAACAAAAAGUGGAAAAAAAAAAUUUUUCGUAAACUUUGUUUUAUAUUAAAAAAAAAAAUCCAUAAGUCUGUGUGUGUUAAAACAUGAGGUUCUGCCUCUGUGGCUGUGUUUGAAAAAAUAAAGUUUUAUUAGAAUAAUCCAUUUUCCCAAGCAA
Nannospalax galili (Upper Galilee mountains blind mole rat) is the source of this 4072-nucleotide messenger RNA. It is a transcript of the gene Fam53c, whose product is annotated as family with sequence similarity 53 member C. Gene Ontology annotation, cellular component: nucleus. The record is from RefSeq and is a predicted model, not a curated record. Lineage: Eukaryota; Metazoa; Chordata; Mammalia; Rodentia; Spalacidae. Gene Ontology annotation, biological process: protein import into nucleus.